CAGAUUAGUUUUGUGGGGACGAGAAUUCCUUCCUGCGUGACCUCCGGCUGCCGGCACUGUCCUCUGCAGCAGGAUGACACGGCACGGCAAGAACUGCACGGCUGGGGCUGUCUACACCUACCACGAGAAGAAGAAGGACACAGCGGCCUCCGGCUAUGGGACCCAGAACAUUCGAUUAAGCCGGGAUGCUGUGAAGGAUUUCGACUGCUGUUGUCUCUCUCUGCAGCCCUGUCACGAUCCUGUUGUCAGCCCUGAUGGGUACCUGUUCGAGCGGGAGGCCAUCCUGGAGUACAUUCUGCACCAGAAGAAGGAGAUUGCCCGGCAAAUGAAGGCCUACGAGAAGCAGCGGGGAGCCCGGCGGGAGGAACAGAAAAAGCUGCAGCGUGCGGCUGCCCAGGACCAGGUUCGGGGCUUCCUGGAGAAGGAGGAGGCCAUCGUGAGCCGGCCCCUCAACCCUUUCACAUCCAAGGUCGCCUCGGGACCCAGCACAGAGGAGGGCCAGCCCGGGCCCAGCGCCGCAGCUCCCAGCAAGGACAAGGACAGGGACAAAGCACUGCCCAGCUUCUGGAUCCCGUCGCUGACGCCUGAGGCCAAGGCCACCAAGCUGGAGAAGCCGUCCCGCACCGUCACCUGCCCCAUGUCGGGGAAGCCGCUGCGCAUGUCCGACCUGACGCCCGUGCGCUUCACCCCCCUGGACGACUCGGUGGACCGCGUGGGGCUCAUCACGCGCAGCGAGCGCUACGUGUGCGCAGUGACCCGCGACAGCCUGAGCAAUGCGACGCCCUGCGCCGUGCUGCGGCCCUCGGGGGCGGUGGUCACCCUCGAGUGCGUGGAGAGGCUGAUCCGGAAAGACAUGAUGGACCCGGUGAGCGGGGAUGCUCUCACGGAACGCGACAUCAUCGUUCUGCAGCGGGGCGGCACGGGCUUCGCGGGCUCAGGGGUGAAGCUGCAGGCAGAGAUGUCCCGGCCAGUGAUGCAGGCCUGAGCACGGUUGCCGGUAAACUAAUAAACGGGAAAAUCCACACAAACACCACAACAAACUACCAUGUUGGUGUGUGUUUUGUAACAGCCCCAGCUGGAGAUGAUCUGGUUGAUCAGCAGAAAAAUGGGUGAAUUAUGAGCCAUCCACCAUGGUGGAUGCUG
Messenger RNA from Dipodomys ordii (Ord's kangaroo rat), 1143 nucleotides. It is a transcript of the gene Nosip, whose product is annotated as nitric oxide synthase interacting protein. Gene Ontology annotation, molecular function: ubiquitin protein ligase activity. The record is from RefSeq and is a predicted model, not a curated record. The transcript is spliced from 9 exons. Bases 74 to 985 code for a protein of 303 amino acids. NCBI's taxonomy places the organism in Eukaryota, Metazoa, Chordata, Mammalia, Rodentia, Heteromyidae. Gene Ontology annotation, cellular component: nucleus.